This is a messenger RNA of Poecile atricapillus (Black-capped chickadee), 1517 nucleotides long. RefSeq names its product ST3 beta-galactoside alpha-2,3-sialyltransferase 4 (gene ST3GAL4). Lineage: Eukaryota; Metazoa; Chordata; Aves; Passeriformes; Paridae. The record is from RefSeq and is a predicted model, not a curated record. The transcript is spliced from 12 exons. Gene Ontology annotation, molecular function: sialyltransferase activity. The coding region runs from base 33 to 1373 and encodes 446 amino acids. Gene Ontology annotation, biological process: glycolipid biosynthetic process.
AUUCCUUGCUGCACCCUCUGCCCGCAUUGCCAAUGGGGCAGAGCUUCCCUGAGCCCCAAAAUGACAGCAAACUGAGGCAGGAGAGUGCUGAGCAAGAGCUGAGGAGCCUUAAACACUGCUCGGAGGCUUUGCAGAUGCUGUGUGCUCCAGCCAGCCCAGCAUUCCCACCUUGGAUCGGGAAACACCCCUGGAUGGGGAUUAAACCCCCAGCACAGCAGCUCUGCUGGGCUCAUCUGACCCCCAGGGGAAGACAGGAUGGCCUCGUAGAUCCCGCCGGGCUCCCUCCUGCUCCGCCUGGACCAAGAGGACGGGCCGUGACCAGCCACGAUGAGAGCUCCGGCCCUCGCCUGAUCCCUUUCCUGCUGAUAAAAAUGAUCAACAAGUCUCGAGGGAAGAUACUCGGGGUGCUGGCGCUGUUUCUGGUGAUGGUUUGGUACUCGAUCUACCGGGAAGACAGGUACAUACAGCUCUUUUAUUUCCCUGUGCAAGAAAACAACAAGACAACGUGUCCCCUUGGGGAGGUGGAAAAGAAAGCGGCGCAGCUCAUUGGGAACUACACGAGGGACCACCCACUGUUCUUGCAGCUGAAGGACUAUUUUUGGGUGAAGACGCCGUCGCUCUAUGAGCUGCCCUACGGCACCAAGGGAAGUGAAGACGUCCUCCUGCGCCUGCUGUCCAUCACCCACUACUCCCUGCCUGAGAGCAUCCAGAGCCUCAAGUGCCGGAGGUGUGCCGUGGUGGGCAACGGCCACCGGCUCCGCAACAGCUCCAUGGGGGACACCAUCAACACCUACGACGUCGUGAUCAGGCUGAACAACGCCCCGGUCCAUGGUUAUGAGCAGGACGUGGGCUCAAAGACCACCAUGCGCCUCUUCUACCCGGAGUCGGCCCACUUCGACCCCCGGACCGAGAACAACCCCGACACGCUGCUGGUGCUCGUGCCCUUCAAGCCCAUGGACUUCCAGUGGAUGGAGGCCAUCCUUAACGACAGGAGGAGGGUUCGGAAGGGGUUUUGGAAACAGCCCCCGUUGAUCUGGGAGGCCAACCCGGAGCAAGUGCGCAUCCUCAAUCCCUACUACAUGGAAGUAACUGCUGCUAAACUGCUCAACCUCCCCAUGAAGCAACCACGGAAGGUCAAACAGAAGCCCACCACGGGGCUGCUGGCCAUCACCUUGGCACUGCACUUCUGUGACCUGGUGCACAUUGCGGGCUUUGGCUACCCCGAUUCGGCCAACAAGAAGCAAACCAUCCACUACUACGAACAGAUCACGCUCAAGUCCAUGGCCGCAUCGGAGCACAACGUGUCACACGAGGCCGUGGCCAUCAAGCGGAUGCUGGAGCUGGGACUUGUCAAGAACCUCACCUACUUCUGAGGGCGGUGGGGCUGCACAGGGACACCGUCCCCAGGGCGAGGAGACACCGUCCCCUUCAGUGAGGGGACACCGCGCUGCCAUGGCCGGAGUGACCGAGGGCAGAGCAUCGUUGUCACCGCCGCCACCACGCCCUGGGACUCUGGG